Molecule: messenger RNA, 2733 nt
Organism: Orbilia oligospora ATCC 24927
Lineage: Eukaryota; Fungi; Ascomycota; Orbiliomycetes; Orbiliales; Orbiliaceae
Exons: 1
Coding region: 1-2733 (910 amino acids)
Biological process (GO): hyperosmotic response; fungal-type cell wall organization; osmosensory signaling pathway via Sho1 osmosensor
Cellular component (GO): cell surface; extracellular region; plasma membrane
Molecular function (GO): osmosensor activity
Source: RefSeq, a predicted model, not a curated record
AUGAAGCCACCCAGUACCACGUUCCUAGUCUGCCUCUUCCCCAUUCUGGCACCCACUCUUGCCUUCGCUCAUGCUCGCCCCCAUCCCCACCCCCACGCACGCGCUGCAGGAGGCCAUCCAAACCUGGGCGAUGUUGAGAAAUUGAAGUUGAAGCGCCAGCUUCCUGUCCUCAAUGAUACAAUUAUUCCUAUUGAAUCCGAGACAACUACCUCCACGACGUUGUCUACCACGUCACCGCCACCAACGACAACUUCCAAAUCCUCAACCAUCAACCUUGAUGAUAUUCUUUCAUCGAUUGAGUCGGAUGUCCUUGGCGGAGGAGAUACUGUCUCCACGACAAGCUCUGAACCCGCUGUUACUUCCUCCGUAGAGACUACCACCACCAGUAGAGAAACAUCGACAAGCAGGCCACCCACAACAUCGCAACAAGACAAUGGAUCUUCCUCGUCGUUGUCGUCAUCGUCGUCGCUUUCUUCCUCUGCCUCUGCCUCCGUUCCCUCCUCCUCCUCCUCUGCGUCUUCCUCAGCCGAACCCGAAUCCGAGACGACACCGAGCACAGAUCUUACUUUGCCAACCUCGAUUCCAAGCGGAACAGCCACUUCUGGCGUUACCACUGGUCUUAACACGCCCAGUCUUACUGUCCAGCCCCCAAUUCCCGUUGAGACUACCUCGGAAACCUCCUCGGAGGCUGAUACGACAACGUCUGUUGUUUCUUCUUCGUCGACUCGCUCCCAAAUUCCUAUUAUUGAGACUCUAUCGGAUAUUCUUUCAACGCUCUUGAGGCCGGAUCCAACCACAACAUCUUCUAGCACCCAGCAGAGAACUACCAGUGAGGUGGAUCCAUCCGCUACAUCUGCUGGUACUAGAGAAACGUCAGAAAUAAGUUCGGAACAAACCUCUAGUACUCGGGAGACUACCACGACCGCCGAGCCAACUACCACUACUGCUCCGGAGUCAACCACUGAGGCGCCCUCAUCUACCAAGACUGGCUUGGAUGAUAUCCUUUCUAGUAUCCUAUCUGGAAUCGUUUCCGAUGUCACCUCAUCUAUUGAUCUUCCUACCACUCUGCCUCCAAAUGCGACAGAUGUGGUCCCAACCAGUGUCCCAGAUGUCACUAGCGUCAUAACAGAUAUCCCGACUACCACUGACGAUUCAACAUCUGAUCCCACAGAUGAGCCGACAACUGAACCGACAACUGAACCCACCGGUGUACCAACCAGCGAACCGACCAGUGAACCAACCAGUGAACCAACCAGUGAACCGACCAGUGAACCGACCAGCGAGCCUCCAGUUGACACAACCACAGUGGACACUAGUACUCCUACGACGGAACCGCCAGUACAGACGACACCCCCUCCCACAGAUACUAGUGUGAUCCCUUCCACUGAUGUCCCAACAAAUUCAACCAGCGACCCGACAACCGUGAUCACAGACCUCCCACAAACUACUUCUUCGACGGAUCUCCCUUCCUCAGAUAUCACGACCACUGACGGGGUUCCUUCCACUACCGAUGUACCUGUUCCGACAAGCGCUCCUGGAAACUCAACUGUGAUCCCGUCAGAAACUUCAGUAACGUCCGGGGUUAUAGAAACUUCCCAAAGCCUAGAACCAACUGUCACGAGUAUUGACCCAUCUUCCGUUGUGUCAUCGAUCUCUGUGACUGAAACCCCGCCUACCGUGACGUCCGAAACCCAGCUUCCCCCACCCGACCUCGAUACCUCGUCUCUAUGGUUUGGAACCAGCCUUGUGACUCAAGGCACUCCAACUGCAUCUGAUGAGAGCUCCAUUGUCGCUACUCCGACUAGUCUUCCUAGUGGCGUGCCCGAAGCGAUCACACCACCCGGAGGUGUUCCAGAGGAACCCGACAAUUCAACUCUCAUUCAGAUCGGAUUUACCCGCGAGUACAAUUACGCGUUUGUCUCUGGUUCUCUCCAAUCUGCCGCCCAGAUCUGCGACUUUCUUCCGAAGGGUCUUGCUGAUGGACUCGGCGUUUCAAGGGAUCAGAUCCGCAUGCAUACCCUUCAGCCUCUCCAGCCUGAUGGGGUUGAUUAUAUUGUAACCCUUGGGUUGCUUUACAUCCCGCUUAUUCUUGUGGAUAAACUUAGGGUUGAUAUGCAUGUCCCGCUAUCUAAACUCUACAACAACAGGAACCCGACGAUCAAAGCAUUUAUGAACACUAUUGAUCCCUCGAUCCCGUUGUUUCCAGGUCAGGAUAUUGCGCUUUUGCCACCAAGCAAUACCGGCGGCUCGGGAGGCGGUGGUUCGAACGAUCCAUCCUGGGUCAAGGAUGGUGACAACAUCGUGGAUGGCAGCCAAGCCACCAGCACCGCGGGCACAGAUCAGGUCGACGGUGCAGACCCAUACAGUGCCAAGAGUAGCGUUCAAGAUAAAACCACACCGAAGACGGUAACAAUCGGUAUUGCUUCGGUCGGCGCAGCUGCUCUUUACGGUGUCGCCAUGUAUUUCCUUGCUAAACGAUAUCGACGAAAUCGUUUGAGCCAUCGCCGAUCCCAGUCUCUUGCAGGCGGUGGAAUUGAACCACCACCGAUGUCAGAUAUGCGAUCCUCCGGGGCCCUAUCGCCGAUGAUGAGCACUCACUUCUUCAACAAUGGCAGAACCACCCCCACCACUCCCGUCGGAAGCGACAAGCGCGGCAGCAAGGGCAGCAAGACCAGCGCGCGAGGUCAGAUUUCAGCCCCAAUGAUGUCGGAAAAUUCGUUGGGCUGGGACUGA